AUGUACGUUCUCAUCUUCACCGUGGCUCACAAACGACAAAAAAGACUGCGAAAUGGCGGACUGGGCGAAACGUUCAACGUACUGGAUCAGCGAACUGCCUUUCGCCAAGAUUUGAAAGUGAUUAGAAUGCUUUUUCUCGUCGUGGGUCUGUUUAUAAUUUGCUGGGGUCCGUUUUUUAUUUGGUGGUUGCUGUCAUUCAACUACUGGCUUCGUUUGAGAAUAAUUGCAACGACAAUAGGCAUACUCCACAAGUCUAACAGUCUCUGCAAUCCAAUAAUUUAUGCUUGGCUGGAUCAAACAUACAGAAAAGCUUUCAAACACCUCUUCCAAAUAAUGAUGCGCACCGCCAAAACUGACGUCUAA
Messenger RNA from Dendronephthya gigantea, 363 nucleotides. RefSeq names its product pyroglutamylated RF-amide peptide receptor-like. Gene Ontology annotation, cellular component: membrane. Gene Ontology annotation, biological process: G protein-coupled receptor signaling pathway. The coding region runs from base 1 to 363 and encodes 120 amino acids. The record is from RefSeq and is a predicted model, not a curated record. Gene Ontology annotation, molecular function: G protein-coupled receptor activity. NCBI's taxonomy places the organism in Eukaryota, Metazoa, Cnidaria, Anthozoa, Malacalcyonacea, Nephtheidae. The transcript has 2 exons.